Messenger RNA from Trichomonas vaginalis G3, 1410 nucleotides. Its product is annotated as ribonuclease inhibitor domain-containing protein. The transcript has a single exon. The record is from RefSeq and is a predicted model, not a curated record. Gene Ontology annotation, molecular function: protein binding. Bases 1 to 1410 code for a protein of 469 amino acids. Gene Ontology annotation, biological process: SCF-dependent proteasomal ubiquitin-dependent protein catabolic process. Gene Ontology annotation, cellular component: SCF ubiquitin ligase complex. Lineage: Eukaryota; Parabasalia; Trichomonadida; Trichomonadidae.
AUGGAAGAAGAAAAUCAAACAAUAAUUCCUCAAGGAAAAAUACAUUUUGAUGAAAUGAGCGACACUCUUAUUUCUUCCAUUAUAGAGAAGCUUCCUUUAUCAUCUGUUGCGCUUUUAAGCACGACCAGCAAAAGAAUGCAUAGAUUAUGCCAUGCUCCUCAAAAUUGGAGUGAUAUAGAGUUAAAUGAUUCAUCUCAACUUAUUACUCCAUACAAUAUUGCUGUAUUGUGCGCUAAAGGUUCAGAAAUUCGUCAUCUUUCAAUCGAUUUACACUCAAAGAAUGUUUCAUUGGGAUCAUUAAGAUUAUUAUCAAUAUCAUGCCCAUCAGUCAUAUCUCUUUCUCUAUAUUAUACAAGCGAAUAUUCAAUGGGUACAAAUGUUUUUCCAAUAAAUGAACUAAUUUCAUUUCUGACCAACUCAAAAUCAGUCAGAUCAUUACGAUUUACAGAUUCUACGAUGAUUGACGAUAGUCAUCUUGUUCAAGUUCUUCCUCAUCUUCAAAUGAUGAGAGAAAUUGACUUGUCAGGAUGCAUAACAUUAUCAGAUUCCACUUUAAUUAAACUCGCACAACAAUGCCCAUCACUUCAAUUACUAGAUAUCAGCAGAUUACCAAUCACAGGAAGAUGUAUUGAACAAAUUUUCAGAUAUUGUGGCGGCAUCAAGAUACUUCGCGCUAAUAAUUGUUCGUCAUUCCAAACAGACUCAUUUUUACCAGUUUCUCCCGAAUCUCUUAAAGGAUUAACAGAACUCUCAGUUAUUGGAACUCCAGUUUCAUUAGAAUCCACAUUACAGCACUGUACAAAUCUCAGAAGUCUUCUUGCAUCGCUCAGUCUUCAUGAUUCAAUAUUAAUUCCAUUUUUAUAUGCAAAUAAGAGACUCGAAGUUCUUCAUAUGGGCAGUGGAUGCAGAGUUACUAUUUCUUCAUUGAUUGUUGCAAUCCAAUCAUGCGGUCAACACUUGAUUUCGUUGACUUUUCAUCCAUUUGAUACGUUUGCAGUUCCAAGUGACGAAAUCAUGAGAUUGAUUUGCCAAUCAUGUCCUCAUUUGAAGAACUUAAGUUUUGCACACUCAGAAGAGAUCUCAACUUACUGGGUCAUGGAAGUUCUCAAAAGAUUGAGUUUGGAAAGUUUGGCACUUUUUGGAUGGAAAAACGGUAAUUCUUCUGCAUUGAGAUUGAUCGCACCACAUAUUGGAACACUGAAAAUGCUUUGCAUUUCGGAGUGCUCUAAACUAACAAUUCCUGGUGUUAUUAAUUUCAUUUUAACAUCAAAGACACUCAAAGUUCUUAAACUUGAGGAAACAGGAGUUAAUUUACCUUCAGGAAACAUCAAUCCUGAUGUUUUGGCAGGAAUUAAAGACCAAUUCCCAAUAGCAAAGGAGUCUUCACCAGGAAUUCUCUUCCUUCAAUAA